AUGCUCCUCCCGCGAGCCGGCACAGGCCACGGCGUGAUCCCCCCGGGCCACGCGAACAACGUCGCGGACCCCGUCGUGCAGCUGCCCGUUCCCACGGGGCACCUCCUCGUGCACCGUCGCCAGCAGGGCAACCCCGUCCUGAAGCACAUCAAGGCGGUCAAGUGGCAGUUCUGCGACGGGAUCGUGCCGGAUUUCGUUGCCGGGCGCUCGACGUGCGCGCUCUUCCUCUCGCUGCGCUUCCACAUGCUCCAUCCGGAGUACAUUAAUUUGAGGAUCCGAGAGUUGAUGAAACUCUUCCGGCUCCGAGUGAUUUUGUGCCACAUGGACUCCGAGGACCCGGGGCGCGUGCUGAACGACAUCACCAAGGCCGCGGUCGUCCAGGGCUGCACGCUCGUCUGCGCGUGGUCGCCGCAGGAGUGUGCACGGUACCUGGAGACGCUCAGGGCGUACGAGCUCAAGCCCGCGGACGCGAUUCUCGAGCGGCUGGAUCGGGACUACCUGUCGAGCCUGGCGUCCGCCCUCACGUCGGUCCGCACCGUCAACAAGCGCGACGCCGUCUGUCUCGGGCGCGGGCUCGGGACCGUGGCGCAAGUGUUCCAGGCCUCGGAGAAGGACCUGGCUGGCGUGCCAGGCAUCGGGCCCGCGAAGGUCAAGCGGCUCCUCGACGCCUUCCAGCAGCCGUUCCGGCGCCCGCCCGGCACCGACACGAGCGUUCCGCAGUCGCAGCCACCUCCGGCACCAGCAGCGGAGCCCGAGCCCGGGCCGGGCGCGGGCCGCGCCCCCGACGCCGGGGCGGGCAGCCCCUCGAUUGAUAGCUCGGGGACGUCAUCGGAGGAGGAGGGCGACGGGGAGCCGGGCGCGGCGGGCGGUGCUGGCGAGGAGGGCGUGGGCGGGGCGGAGGUGGUGGGAGGGGUGGGCGCCGGGGGCGGCGACGUGGACUGGAUGUAUUUGGCGCGGACGCAGGAGGAUCCAGCGGGCAACUACGGCGACGGCGAGGACGAUUAG
Messenger RNA from Pedinophyceae sp. YPF-701, 1005 nucleotides. Lineage: Eukaryota; Viridiplantae; Chlorophyta; Pedinophyceae. The record is from the annotation of a GenBank genome assembly.